Messenger RNA from Nipponia nippon (crested ibis), 1537 nucleotides. Lineage: Eukaryota; Metazoa; Chordata; Aves; Pelecaniformes; Threskiornithidae. The record is from RefSeq and is a predicted model, not a curated record.
ACCCCGGCUGGGCUUCCAUCAACCGCGGGGUGCUCAUCUGCGACGAGUGCUGCAGCGUGCACCGCAGCCUGGGCCGCCACAUCUCCAUUGUCAAGCACCUGCGCCACAGCCCCUGGCCCGCCACCUUGCUCCAGAUGGUGCACACCUUGGCCAGCAAUGGGGCCAACUCCAUCUGGGAGCACUCACUGCUGGAUCCGGCCCAGGUGCAGAGCGGGCGCCGGAAGGCAAACCCCCAGGACAAAGUGCACCCCACCAAGUCGGAGUUCAUCCGUGCCAAGUACCAGAUGCUGGCCUUCGUCCACAAGCUGCCCUGCCGGGAUGACGAUGGCGUCACUGCCAAGGACCUCAGCAAGCAAUUGCACUCAAGCGUGCGGACAGGCAACCUGGAGACCUGCCUGCGCCUGCUCUCGCUGGGCGCCCAGGCCAACUUCUUCCACCCGGAGAAGGGCACCACGCCGCUGCACGUGGCUGCCAAGGCCGGGCAGAUCCUGCAGGCAGAGCUGCUGGUGGUCUACGGCGCCGACCCCGGGGCGCCCGAUGUGAACGGCCGGACCCCCAUCGACUAUGCCAGCCCGGCCGGGCUCAGCUCCCAGCCCCAGCAGGCUGGCCCCGCGCCUGCGUUCUGCCGGCUCUGCCGCUGGCCCCAGGCCCUGCAGCCCGCUCGCUCCGGGGGGGUCUGGCCCCCGCAGCCCCCGGGGUCUGACGCCGGGUGCCUGCCCGCAGUCUGGCUGACGACGCAGAACCAUAGCACGCUGGUGACAGAGCGCAGCGCCGUCCCCUUCCUCCCUGUCAACCCCGAGUACUCGGCCACACGCAACCAGGGCCGGCAGAAGCUGGCCAGGUUCAACGCCAGGGAGUUCGCCACCUUGCUCAUCGACAUCCUCGGGGAAGCCAAGCGCCGGCAGCAAGGGAAGAGUCUGCUGAGCCCCACAGACGCCCUCGAUUACUCGCUGCGGAGCCAGAGCGACCUGGACGACCAGCACGACUACGACAGUGUCGCCUCCGACGAGGACACGGACCAGGAGCUGCUGCGCAACGCCUCCCGCAACAACCGUGCCAGGAGCAUGGACUCCUCCGACCUCUCGGACGGCCCCAUCACGCUGCAGGAGUACCUGGAGGUGAAGAAGGCUCUGGCUGCCUCUGAGGCCAAGGUGCAGCAGCUGAUGAAGGUGAACAACAGCCUGAGCGAUGAGCUGCGUCGGCUGCAGCGUGAGAUCCAUAAGCUGCAGGCGGAGAACACACAGAUCCGGCAGCAGACAGGUCCCGUUCACCCAACCCCGGCCCCCAGCGAGCGGCCAGAGCACGGGCACCCCCCAGGCAUGGCCCCCCCGCACCGCCGGGACCGCCAGGCCUUCUCCAUGUACGAGCCAGGCUCAGCGCUGAAACCCUUUGGGCAGCCGGUGGAGGAGCUGGUGACGCGACUGCAGCCCUUCGGCACCGGCGAGGUGGAGGACGAGGCUCUGUACUCCAUGCACAUCCCGGCCAGCGUGUACCGGGUAAGGAGGCCGCAGCGGGGGCGGCUCCUGCAUGGGAUGUG